AUGGAUUUUAACAGUAAAUACCUUCCAGCUUGCCAGCCCAGACAUAGUCAGCCUCAGCCACACGUGCAACUGAAGCCUAAAGGAGAAGACGAGUUUGACCUAGCAAUUCCUGAACCUGACUCUGAGACUGAGCUUGAAGCCUCCCUGUGCAGUAAUUGAGAUAUAAGCGAAGUCAGCCAGAAACGUUCUACAGAUACAACUUGUGCUAGCAGAAGAAACAAGUCUUUUGCUGGUACAAAAGGAAAUGGAGAUAAUGAGGCUUUACUCUAUAAAAACGAUACUGAGCGGGGUUUACACUGAUCUCUAAGGAAUGCAGUAAAAACUACUACAACUGAGUCAGUAUGAUGCUGAUCGGAAAGGAUGAAGAGAAGGCAUUCCAGCAUUGUUGAAGGAGAAGAUUAUGCACAAUUAAAGGCUCUUGAGAAAAGUCUUGAAGAUUUUGACACUUUUUCUCCAGUUGUCCUUCAUGGAAACCAUCCCGAAGAAGGUUUGAUAAGUUCAAGAUAUGAUGAAUCAGACGAACCUGACUCAGCAGAGAUUCAUAACUAUCCUUCUCAAACUCCACCGAAGAAGACUCCUGAUCGAUCUCCAUCUAAAAUGCACAUGAAGCUUAAUUAUGAAGACAACAAUGGGUUUCAUGAGCUCUCCAGCAUAUAUGAAAAAACAGAGGAAGAGCUCUGCACACCAGAUUGUGAAUUUAAACUGAACUACAGCAAUCUUCAAGACUACAAAUAAAGCAAGAAAGGAAAGAGAUAAUAAGCGGUUCCAUACCUUAAAAAGCAACCUAAACAACCAUCCUGAGUUUUACAGUAAGAAGCCUGGUAAAAAGCGGAACUCACAACAAAGGAAGAUCUCAAAGAAGCGAGCAGACUGCAUUUCUCAGCGCCUUUACAAAAGUCGUGAGUGUAGUCUUGAAAGGAAGUUAAAGAAUUCUAAAUCUUUCAAAGAAAUCAAUGAGCAGUCUCAGGCAAAACAAAGUUUAGACUCAAUAUCCAAAAAUAUCUUUAAAAAUAAGAGAAAGUCUUUGGUGAAGGAUUACAAACUUCCUGUCUACACUACAAAGCAGAGGAACCCAAAGCCGAAGAGAAAGAGUGUAUCAAAGCAAAAGGAAUACCUUAGCGGGAAUAAGAUUCUGAGCUCUCAUAAACCUCUAAAGAAUAAGCAGAAAGCGAAGCAAAAGAAAUUAAUACAUAAGAAGAUGUUACUAGAGAAGUUAAAGCUUCAAGCUUUAAAGCUUGAAAGUGAGAUUAGGAAUGAAGCACUCGAACUUAAAUCAAUGAGCCCUGAGAUUAAUGCAGUGUCUUCAAAAGCACAGAGAUAUAAACUCUCUCCGGAGUUCGCCAAAUCUCGUCAUCUCAGAACGGGAUCUAUGUUGAACCUUAGAAAUAGUGUUAUUUCGAAAGGAAGAGGAACAUCUUCUUUUGUCAGAAGAACCUCCAAGAUGACAAGAUCUAGUACUAUAAGCUCUUUGCAGUUUAUUAACAUUGCUAGUUCAAACUAGAAUACAUUCAGAGUCAAGAAAUAGAGAAAGUUCUCUAACAUUGACUGGUCAAUCUCAAUCCAUGAUAUUUCAAU
Moneuplotes crassus is the source of this 1575-nucleotide messenger RNA. Lineage: Eukaryota; Ciliophora; Spirotrichea; Euplotida; Euplotidae. The record is from the annotation of a GenBank genome assembly.